This is a messenger RNA of Drosophila bipectinata, 2450 nucleotides long. Its product is annotated as phosphoenolpyruvate carboxykinase [GTP]. Gene Ontology annotation, biological process: response to starvation; response to lipid; propionate catabolic process. Gene Ontology annotation, molecular function: phosphoenolpyruvate carboxykinase (GTP) activity; manganese ion binding; GTP binding. The record is from RefSeq and is a predicted model, not a curated record. Gene Ontology annotation, cellular component: cytosol. Lineage: Eukaryota; Metazoa; Arthropoda; Insecta; Diptera; Drosophilidae.
CGGGGCUGUUGGGCAUCAGAUACUCCUGGUCAGAGUAAAUGGAAAGAUCAAGUGAAAAGCCAUAUUUCAGUGGUCUGAAAAUCAAGCUGAUAUUUGACAAGAAACUCUGGAAGAACAUAUGAACGUAAAGCAGCCCACUCUGCACUCCACCAUCGAAUUGUGAUAAUUAACCAUUGUGAUAAACGAAUUAAGCCAAAAGUGCCAACCACUCUUUCACGAGUCGCGUCUUUCAAUUCCAAAUAAUACAAGUUUCGAGAGAAAUCCCAUUAAAAACAAAAUCAAAAUGCCCGAGCUCAUCGAACAAAGCAAAAUUAUCUCCGCCAAUGCCUGCGGUCUGCCCCAGCUGCACAAGCUGCGCCAGGACAAUUGCGGUCUCUACAGCCACAUCCGCGGCAUCCCCAUCUCCUACGGCGAUGUGGGAUCCCUCACCGCCGGCGUGCGCAGCUUCGUAGAGGAGGGCAUCGCCCUGUGCCAGCCCGACCAGGUGCACAUCUGCGACGGCAGCGAGCAGGAGAACAAGAUGCUCAUCAAGAGCCUCCUCGAGAUGGGAACCAUUGUCCCGCUGCCCAAGUAUGAGAACUGCUGGCUGGCCCGCACCAACCCCGCCGAUGUGGCCCGCGUCGAGUCCAAGACCUUCAUCUGCACGGACCGCAAGGAGGAGACCAUUCCCACUCCCCUGGACGGUGUCAAGGGCACCCUGGGCAACUGGAUCUCGCCCAAGGACAUGGAGGCUGCGGUGCAGCAGCGCUUCCCCGGCUGCAUGAAGGGACGCACCAUGUACGUGGUGCCCUUCAGCAUGGGCCCAGUGGGCUCCCCACUCUCCAAGAUCGGAAUUGAGCUCACGGACUCCGCCUACGUGGUGGCCUCCAUGAGGAUCAUGACCCGUAUGGGCGCCGCCGUCCUGCGCCAGCUGGCCAAGAAGGAGGAGUUCGUCCGGGCCCUGCACUCCGUGGGAGCCCCCGCCAAUGGCCAGGUGGAUAUGCCGUCCUGGCCCUGUGACCCCGAGAGGACCAUCAUCCUGCACAAGCCCGCCGAGAACCUCAUUGUGUCCUAUGGCUCUGGCUAUGGUGGAAACUCCCUUCUGGGCAAGAAGUGCUUCGCCCUGAGAAUCGGAAGCACCAUUGCCAAGCGAGAGGGCUGGCUGGCCGAGCACAUGCUCAUCCUGGGCAUCACGGAUCCCAAGGGAGAGAAAAAGUACAUCACCGCUGCCUUCCCCUCGGCCUGCGGCAAGACCAACCUGGCCAUGUUGAACCCCUCUCUGGCCAACUACAAGGUGGAGUGCGUAGGCGACGACAUCGCCUGGAUGAAGUUCGACUCCCAAGGAGUCCUCCGCGCCAUCAACCCGGAGAAUGGCUUCUUCGGCGUUGCCCCUGGUACCUCCAUGGAGACCAAUCCCAUUGCCAUGAACACUGUGUUCAAGAACACAAUCUUCACCAAUGUGGCCUCCACUUCCGACGGCGGUGUCUUCUGGGAAGGCAUGGAGAGCAGCCUGGCUCCCAAUGUCCAGAUCACCGACUGGCUGGGCAAGCCCUGGACUAAGGACUCCGGCAAGCCAGCUGCCCACCCCAACUCCCGCUUCUGCACCCCCGCCGCCCAGUGCCCCAUCAUUGAUGGCGCCUGGGAGGAUCCGGCUGGAGUGCCCAUCUCCGCCAUGCUCUUCGGAGGUCGUCGCCCAGCUGGUGUGCCCCUGAUCUACGAGGCCAGGGACUGGACCCACGGUGUCUUCAUCGGUGCCGCCAUGAGGAGCGAGGCCACCGCCGCCGCGGAGCACAAGGGCAAGGUUAUCAUGCACGAUCCCUUCGCCAUGAGGCCGUUCUUCGGCUACAACUUCGGUGACUAUGUGGCCCACUGGCUGAGCAUGGAGAAGCGUGGCAAGGUGCCCAAGAUCUUCCACGUCAACUGGUUCCGCAAGAGCACUGAGGGCAAGUUCAUGUGGCCCGGAUACGGUGAGAACUCCCGCGUCCUGGAGUGGAUCCUGCGUAGGAUCAACGGAGAGAAGUGCUACGUGGACUCGGCCAUUGGACACAUUCCAGCGGAAGGAGCCCUCAACCUGAAUGGCAUGAAGGAGGAAAUCGAUGUGGAGCAGUUGUUCUCGCUGCCCAAGGACUUCUGGUCCCAAGAGGUGAAGGACAUUCGCACUUACUUUGAGUCCCAGGUGGGCGCCGAUCUUCCGGCUGCCAUCUACCAGAAGCUGGAGGAUCUCUCCGCCCGCGUUGCCAACUUGUAAGGAGUUGGAGCUGAGGCAGGCACCAUCCUGCAACAUCUUUACCCGCCCUGCACCCGUGCAGCCACAUACAAGAACAUGUUAUCCUGUCGUCUAUAUCCUGACAUCCCGCAGUCGUUUCUCUAGAAUUUAAGACCAAGACUUCCAGACUAUUUAUUAUAUAAGUAGCUGUAAGAUUAGUUCAUAAGCAAACUUAAAAAAAAUGAACAAAAAACAAGAAAAAAUA